Molecule: messenger RNA, 1653 nt
Organism: Sporothrix brasiliensis 5110
Lineage: Eukaryota; Fungi; Ascomycota; Sordariomycetes; Ophiostomatales; Ophiostomataceae
Product: MFS alpha-glucoside transporter
Exons: 1
Coding region: 1-1653 (550 amino acids)
Biological process (GO): carbohydrate transport; transmembrane transport
Cellular component (GO): membrane
Molecular function (GO): carbohydrate:proton symporter activity
Source: RefSeq, a predicted model, not a curated record
AUGGACACCAAGAACGAAGCCCACAAUGACGUGCACCUGCCGGACGACGCGCACAUGGCCGACGUGUCCGCCGAGGCCCAGGCCGCGACUGCCAAGGAGCACUCGAUGACGCUGUGGCGCGGCAUCAAAACGUACCCGCACGCCAUUGGCUGGUCGGUGCUGUUCUCGACCGCCAUCAUCAUGGAAGGCUACGAUGUUGUGCUGAUGGGCAGCUUCUUUGCGUACCCGGCCUUCAAGGACCGGUACGGUGACCUGCAGCCCGACGGCACGCGCGCUCUGUCGGCCGCGUGGCAAGCAGGCCUGACCAACGGCAUGAACUGCGGCCAGAUCCUGGGCCUGAUGGCCACGGGCAUCGUGACCGAGCGCUUCGGCUACCGCAAGACCAUGCUGGCCGCGCUGUCGUCCGUCAUCGCCUUCAUUUUCAUCCUGUUUUUCGCGCCCAACAAGCCGGCCCUGAUCGCCGGCGAGAUCCUCAUGGGCAUCCCCCUGGGCGUGUUCCAGACCGUCACCGUCACGUACGCCUCCGAGGUGUGCCCCGUCGUGCUGCGCGCGUACCUGACCACCUACGUCAACCUCUGCUGGGUCAUUGGCCAGAUCGUUGGCUCGUCCGUGCUGCGCGGCCUGCUGUCGCGCACCGACGAGUGGGCCUACCGCAUCCCCUUUGCCGUCCAGUGGGUGUGGCCCGCGCCGCUGAUUGUGGCCGUCUCCCUCGCCCCCGAGAGCCCCUGGUGGCUUGUGCGCAAGGGCCGUCUCGCCGCGGCCACCGCGUCGCUGCGCCGCCUGGCCUCCGGCCCGGGCGACGACCUCACCGAGACCGUGUCCAUGAUGGUGCACACCACGGCGCUCGAGGCCCAGCUGUGCGAAGGCACAAGCUACUUGUCGUGCUUCUCCAGGGCCAACCUCCGUCGCACCGAGAUUUCGUGCCUGACCUGGGCCGUGCAGAACCUCUGUGGUGCCGGCCUCAUGGGCUACAGCACGUACUUUUACGAGAACGCCGGCCUGGCCACCGACAAGUCCUUUGACAUGUCGCUCGCGCAGUACGGCAUCGGCUUCUUCGGCACGCUCUUCAGUUGGGUGCUCAUGUCCCAUUUCGGCCGCCGCACCCUGUAUGUCGGUGGCCUCGUCACCCUCUGCGUCCUUCUCCUCAUUGUCGGCUUCAUCAGCCUCGCGCCCGGCGCCAGCACCAUCCUCGUCAACGCCGACGGCACUACGCAGAGCGCCAACGUCGCCACCGCCUGGGCCACGGGCUCCAUGCUGCUCGUCUACACGUUCAUCUACGAUUCCACCGUCGGCCCCGUCUGUUACAGUCUCGUUUCGGAAAUGCCAGCCACCCGCGUCCGCAACAAGACCAUUGUGCUCGCCCGCAACCUCUACAACAUCUUUAGCAUCGUGAAUGGCGUGGUCAUCCCUUACAUGCUCAACCCAACCGCUUGGCACUGGGCCGGCAAGGCCGGCUUCUUCUGGGGCGGCCUCUGCUUCUGUAGCACCGUAUGGGCGUAUUUCCGCCUGCCCGAGCCCCGCGGUCGCUCCUUUUCCGAGCUCGACGUGCUCUUUGAGAAGGGAAUCUCCGCACGCAAAUUUGCUUCCACGGACGUCGACGUCUUUGGUGAGGAGGCGCCCAAGGUCGCCGCGGUCGUGUACCACAAGGAGUAG